AUGCCAACUCCGAAUUCUGAACUUCCUCAAGCUGUCGAUGAGACGGAGUCCAAUCCCAACUCGCCAACGAGCAUGGCUGUUGGUCAGGGACUGACGUUUGACAAGCAUACGGAGGAAUUAUGGUUCGGCAACGGUCCUACAGCUGUCACUGCUAACUUCUCUAGACUACUGGAAUUAGGAAGGCCCAACAUCCCCGGUAUAAUUGCCCCUGUCCGUCCCUCGACUGCUUGCUCCCCUCCGACCGGCUGGGGUGAACCUGCUCCUUUAGGUGGACCAUUGAGCACACCUGGUAAAGGCGGCGAGGGAGGAGGAGCAGUCGAUGACGCACAGGCAGAAUGGCAAAAAAGAACCGAUCUGGAAGCAUGGGUGAAGGAACAACGUGGACAUCUUGGGUCAGAAGAUAUCCCACAAGAAUCGGACGAUGCAGAAACACUUGACUGGGCUGAUAGUAUCGCUCAAGAGAAAGAAUCUCGUGAAAAUGAUUGCAAACGGGACGAGAAACCUGUCUGCCGCUAUGGGAUGAAAGCUACAUGCAAAAACAGGGGUAACUGCGAGUUUUCGUAUCGAGGUGAACCUGGUUCGAGUGUUUCUCACGGGUAUCAGAAACCCCUCUGUACAUUCUACGCCAGAAAUGGAAGGUGCAGAGACGGUGAUUCUUGUCGCUUCCUACAUGGACGUUCAAGAGAAUCGCAACCGGAGAUGAAGGAGGAUGUUCGGUGCAGCCACUUUGCCAAGUUCGGGACCUGCAACUAUGGCGAGACAUGUCGGUUCUCACACGGCCUGACGUCCAUGCUAUCGGUUCGUGAAGAAGCCGUCCAGGAAACGGCGAAGGACAAGGAGUUCUGCAGGUUCAAAGCUGACCACUUCAUGAAGUUCGGUCGUUGCAAGUAUGGUGAGGAAUGUCGCUUUUCGCACGGUGUACCACCGAACUCUCCGGAUCACCAGACAGAUACCAAUGCAGGUGGGGAAGUAUGGCAAGGUCCGGUGGCCACGGAGUCGAAGCGCAUCUGCUCUUUCUACUUGCAAGGUCGUUGUCGUUUUGGCUCCCAGUGCCGCUCCUUGCAUGCUCCGCCAGCUGUUACCUCGGCAAAACCCAAAGAGAAUCCAAUCUACAAUCCACAAAAGGAGAAGAGGAUCACGGAAAAUUGGCGACAAAGACCGAUGAACUGGCUUGGAUACUGCUCAAAGUAA
Messenger RNA from Saitoella complicata NRRL Y-17804, 1191 nucleotides. RefSeq lists its product as uncharacterized. Gene Ontology annotation, molecular function: metal ion binding. The record is from RefSeq and is a predicted model, not a curated record. NCBI's taxonomy places the organism in Eukaryota, Fungi, Ascomycota, Saitoellomycetes, Saitoellales, Saitoellaceae. Bases 1 to 1191 code for a protein of 396 amino acids. The transcript is spliced from 3 exons.